AUGGUUAAUUUGAAAUUGGGUCAAGUGGACGUGUUCCACAGAAAUAAAGAAUCAAAUGCAAACCAAAUUCCCGCAGAAGAAGAAGAUGUUGAUGCCUCAGAGUUUGAAGAAUAUGAGCCACUACCUAAGAAAGUGAGCAAUAGAAGACCUCGUGAAGAUAAAUUCACACAACAAAGACUGACAGCUAUCAAUCCAGUGUUGACGCCGAGAACUGUAUUGCCGGUAUAUGUGCUAGUAGCUGCAGUGUUCGUGAUUGUUGGUGGAUGUCUCCUUGCAGAAUCUGCCAAAGUGGAUCAAAUCAAGAUGUAUUACCAGGAUUGUAGGACGCAGGCUGGUACUGAUUCAUUCACAAAUAUGAAUUCAUCACAUUAUGAAUAUUUUUUCCAUAAGAAUAAGACAUUUAAUGUAGCACCACAAUGGAGAUUUGUCGAUGAUACUACUGACGAUUUUGAAGAACGUGGUACAUGUCAACUAAGAUUUACUAUUCCGACAGAUAUGGCACAUACAGUGUAUGUUAAUUACAUGAUAGAGAAGUUUGCUGCUAAUCAUAGACGUUAUGUAUUAUCCUUCAGUGAGGAACAAUUAAAUGGUGAAGCUGCAUCAUAUGAUGUUGUCCACGAGAGAUCAGGUAUAAAUUGUAAACCAUUGGCACGUAACUCUGAAGGUAAAUUAUAUUAUCCAUGUGGUUUAAUUGCAAAUGCAAUGUUUAAUGAUACUUUCCCUUUCGAAUUGACUAAUGUAGAUGAUUCUUCAAAGAAUUAUCCAUUAACAAAUGAAGGAAUUAAUUGGAAAUCCGAUGGAAUAAGAUUCAAGAAGACGAAAUAUAACUAUACGGAAAUUGCUCCACCUCCAUAUUGGGAAAAAAGUUAUCCCGAUGGAUAUAAUGAGACUAAUGUUCCAAAUGUACAUACUUGGGAAGAAUUUCAAAAUUGGAUGAGACCAGGUGCAUUUGAUAAAUCUACUAAAUUGAUCCGUCGUAAUCAAAAUGAUACUUUACCUGCAGGUACUUAUCAAAUUGACAUUGGUUUACACUGGCCUGUCAAUAAUUACAAUGGUAAAAAAGCUGUAUUUAUAACACAUGGUUCCACUAUAGGUGGUAAGAAUGAAUUCUUAGGCGAAAUAUACUUAAUUGGUGGAUGUAUCUGUUUUGCCAUGGCUCUAGUGUUACUAGGUACAUGGUUAAUGACAGGGAGAAAAAUCGCUGAUCCUAAUGCUUUAUCAUGGAACAGACGUACUUGA
Molecule: messenger RNA, 1239 nt
Organism: Maudiozyma saulgeensis
Lineage: Eukaryota; Fungi; Ascomycota; Saccharomycetes; Saccharomycetales; Saccharomycetaceae
Source: the annotation of a GenBank genome assembly